AUGUACGAAGUUGAGAAAUUUUGGAUUGCCCACGGGGCCAUGGUCUUCUUAGGGGCAUGGAUCCCUUCCGUCGUUCUAUUCUUCUGCAGUUUCUGUCUCGUCCGUCGCAAGAAGGAUCCCGCGAGAACUGCUUUCACGUACCUCAAGUUGGCUCUUUUAGUGUUCUCAGGCUAUACCUUCUUCGACUUUGCCUCAUACGUUGUCUCAGUCGUGCACUCUCAAUUAUACUACAGCGGGAGAAUCGACAGUGACUUUGACUCCCACUAUUCGAAAACCCUGCUAGUCACCGUCCAAGUCCUCGUGACCCUUGCUCUAAUCUAUGAUAUGGUCACCGACAUUCUCAUCAUGAUCAUCCUCCUCCGUCUCGGCACCGGCAUCGUCAUGGUCCAAACAGGCCGCCCCGAUCCAAAGGGCAAGAUCCUCCGCCUUUUCUCAUACAUCGCAGCAGCUAUCCUCUUCAUUCUCGCCUUAACCGCCUUCGGUCUUCGGAUUCGAUAUAUUUAUGAAGUAUUCUUCAACGAUGUUCGCGUUGGUGCGGAUAGCUUCACCAAAUCUCGACAGAUCGGCUUUUCUUUCAGCGUUCUGAUCUUUGUCAUCUCUCUCGCUAUCGUUGCUCGAGCAAUCAUGAUCAAGGUGCAAUCGAAGGGCGAGAAUGCUCUCACUUGGUGCUCAAUCAUGUUCAUCGCCGCAUCUGUUGUUUGGCUCAUGCGCACAACGUUCAAUAUGGCGUCGACAGCUGCCUGGACCAAUUUGAGCAGUGCAUUCCGCGACCCUGAGUAUAAAGAUGCUUACUACAUCCUCGAAGUCGUCUUUGCCAUUUGGCCACAGUUCAUUGUCCUCUGUAUGGUCUUCGCUAUUGGUCGUGCUAGGAACAAUGGUAUUUGGUCGAAGCAGGAGCAGGAGCCCGUGAAGGGUGUUGAGGCUGGAGAGCGUACGGCUUGGGGUUAUGGACAGGUCGCUCCUCAGGCACAGAACACUGUACCUAUGCCUCAAGAGCAGCACUACCCACAGCCGGAACAGCAGCAGAUGCCUCAGGGAUGGAGUCCUCAACAACAAAUGCCCCAGCAGCAAAAUGGUUACUAUGCACCACAACAACCUCAGUACGCCGCUUAUGAUGCUAUAUCUCCUGUGUCUCAGUCCAGAUCACCACCUCCUCAUGAGGAGACGUUGGGCUUGAACCACCAGGCUGACGGUACUCCUCCCCAGGUAUCACCUCAGCCUUACCCGGAGAAGCAUUAG
Messenger RNA from Fusarium redolens, 1239 nucleotides. RefSeq lists its product as uncharacterized. The record is from RefSeq and is a predicted model, not a curated record. The transcript has 2 exons. Bases 1 to 1239 code for a protein of 412 amino acids. NCBI's taxonomy places the organism in Eukaryota, Fungi, Ascomycota, Sordariomycetes, Hypocreales, Nectriaceae.